AUGCGACUCCGCCGCGAAUUUUCGCUAGCUCUCCUGUGCUUCUGCCUCCGCGAUAUUUGUAGCACAGCUUUAUCUCAGAGCAGGGGUGAGUUCGCGCGCGAUAAGAGAUACCUGGUGUACCCGCGGCCCGGAGAAAGAUAUGCGGCGACGAAAGUUCAGUUAAUCCUCGGCUUCGGUAUACCCAUGGAGGUUGACGUCAGCAUGAUUAUCGGCUAUGUGCUGAAAUUUAAUUACGACCUGCCGUAUAACGCUUCGUACUUGACGGAUCCAUAUGUUCGCUAUGACAGAUCGAUCAACCGCCGUGCACAACCUGAUGGAAAUGACGCUUCCUCGCCGAGUACGAAAGACGAGACGGCCUUGAUAUCCAGAUGGGAGUAUUACGAGAUCCUUGAAUCGGCUUUCGAGCCAGCGCGUUCGGGCAAAGCCUGCCUUUUAAAAAGCAUUUGCGAGACCGCGGCGGUGCCUUUCGGUCGAAGUCGUAGUUUGACUGCGCAGCUCGUCCACGUUUUCCUCACGCCCUCGACCACAUCCGAACCGUUCAGGCACGCCUUCGAUCAGGAGUAUCGCGCCGCUGAAGCUGCAGGGCGACGAGACGGCGGGAGUUGCGAGCGCUUGUUCACGGAAUGCCCGGAGAGUCUUUUGGAAUACUUCACCGAAAUAUUCGAGUGAUCGGCCCGCCGGCGACGUUAUUAUUCUUUCGGCGACACGCCCUGGAAUUAAUCCUUUUUUUUUUAUCAGGAACACAACCUCUAUUGUUCUGCGCAAUAAUAAGCAUCGCGGCAUUAAAUAUUUGAACAUUCACGGGAAGUUGCUUAAUAUCCCGUCGGGGAAAACAAAGGGUUAAUUAGCAAAUUAUCACAGGUGGUCUGACUUCGCCUGGAAGUUCGUUAAUUUCCGCGUAGCCUCUUCCACAGCGUAUUCUAACUGAAAGGAAGUCUUAAAAGGACAAUAACGUUGCCCAUGAGCGAAGACGUGCCACGAGAAUUUAUAGAAAAAUUGAUAAUGACGUUCUUGAUACACACCGUUUCACCGCGUCAGCACCGCGCGCAUGAAUAAAACGUGGAAAAGCUAAUGAAUGAACAAUAAUUAGCGCGCGUCGUUAUCACAUUUCAGGCUUUGAUAAUUGACAUAACAUUUCUUUGUGAUCUGCGUGCGUGAACUCUUCAUCACGAAUGUCAAAGUAGGUUUAAGAUUUGAUAAGAUUUGAGAAAUAAUACGUUACUGUUACGAAUUAUUUUUUCGAUAGUACCGACUUAGUAAUGACGUUACAUUUUCAUUAGUAACGCCAUUAGUAACACAAUUACAUUUCUUGAGCAAAUACAACAAAUGUAAUUUCUUCUAUUAUUACUUUGUAUAUAUACAAUACAUGUACAAUACAUGGAAUGAGUACGGUAAUAGUAACGGAAAAGUCUACGAAAUUUCCUGAAAAAAGUAAUGUAAAUUGUAAUGGCUCGUUACUUCAUCAAUAACGAUAACGGUGAUGAGUUAUUUUUUUUUUAAUGGGUAACAUUUAAUUUUUUUCUAAAUGAAUAAUGGUAAUGAGUUACUCUUCAAAACAAGUAACGAAUUAUUUUCCAAAAUAAAUAACAAUAACAGUAACAAGUUAUUUUUCUCAAAAUAAAUAAUAAUAACAAUAACAAGUUAAUUUUCAAAAAGACUAGCGGUGACGGUAACAAGUUACUUUUUCCAAAAUGAAUAACGGUGAGAGUAUCAAGUUAUUUUUCAAAAUAAAUAAUGGUAAUGGUAACAAAUUAUUUUUUAAACUGUAAGUAAUGAUAACAAAAUAAUUAACUAUAAGAGUAACAAGUUAUUUUUUAAAAUAAAUAACGGUUAUGGUGACAAAUUAUUUUUCAAAGUAAUGAUAACGGUAAAGGUAAUGAGUUAUUUUUCAAAAUGAGUUAACGAUAACAGUAAUUAAUUAUUUAUUCAAAAUGCGUGUCAACAAAGAUAACAAGUUAUUUUUCUUAAAAUAAAUAAUCGUAACAGUAAAAAGUUAUUUUGUAAAUAAUCGUAACAGUAAAAAGUUAUUUUUCAAAAAGAAAUAACGAGUUAUUUUCCAAAACGCGUGACAAUUCCGAUAACGAGUUAUUUUGUUCGCAAUAAGUAACAGUACAAUAAUACAGUACAGUAAGUUAUUUUCCAAAAAGAAUAACGGUAACGAAUUGUUUCUCAAAAUAGAUAGAAGUAACAAAUUAUUUUUUAAAAUGGGUAACAUUAACGGUAACGAUUUACUGUUUUCAACGAGUAUCGAGCAAGCAACGGUAACGAGUUACUUUGCAAAAUUAACUUUUCCAACCGUUUAUUGACAUCAGGAUUAACGUGCGACACCGCCGGAAAGAAAUAACCGAAGAUUGCGGGCGCAAACCGAAUAAACUUUUUAAUAACAGCCGCCUCCAUCGCAACGCAUGGUGAUUAGUGACCGGUUUCGGCCUCUAUAAAUUUCGAGCGGACCAUUUUCUCCUCGCAUGCAGCUGUUAUCGAGAACGCGAGUAUUGGCAAUAACGUCCGAUAUAACUGCGUCACGUCCUGUCGCCGGCAUCCUCCGCGUUUCUCGGUUCGGCGCGCGUCCUCUCACCGUGCCGCCCCUCGCGCGUCCAUUCAUCCCUCCUCACUCUCCUUAAUAUUUGUAAUAUCGGCUCCGACGAUCCGCACGGCCAUCCUAGCUCGUAACUCACUUUUUACGCGAACGAGCUCUGCGCAUCCCGACCCUAUCUCGGGGUGUCCACGGCUGUCCAGGAACUAGCAGAACCAACCUGGGGGAUCCUCUUAAUACGCAGGACGCGCGGAUUCCUGCCGCACGGAGGAUCGUUUUGCCUUAUCGAGUGUGUACGGGAGACGUAGGGAGGAAUUGGCGUAGUUUUCUGUGCACACACCGCCGCGAAAUGUAUUGUUCACGAAUGGAUCCCGCCACGGAAAUUGAAUUACAACUUCGGAACGACGUAAUAAAACUCCUCACCCUCGUCGCGCGCAUAUCCUCCGCCGUGUUCGUCGGGCUUCUUGUCGCAGGGGCUUCUAGCGCGAGAGGAAAAAGCGGCGAAACGCGAUCCCGGCUGUUUCCCCUAGGCGGUUUCAACGAGAGCCUAGCUUCACUUUAUCCACCGGCGAGAAGCAGACUGUGAUUCGCGACGGAAACGCAGUCCGUGUUUACCGCGCUCAACGUAGCCAGAAGUGACCGUUAAUCAUUUAUCUCGAGCACCUCCAAGGUGCUGACGAACAAUGGGUUUAUAUCGCUUUUUGUUCUGUUUUCGUCUCGUUUUCGUCAGUUUGUUUUGUUGUUGUUUUUUUUUUUCAAUUUUUCCUUUUAAGUGGCACGUACAACCGGGCCGCUGCGGAAAAUGGAUCCUCCGAUACCGCCAUUGUUGGCCGGCGUGAUAAACUGACCCCGCAUACGUCUUCUUUUGUUUCAGAAAUGCCCUGCGCGCUGUUACGUAACCAUUUAUUUUUUUUAGUCCGACACCGAUUUCGGGCAUUGUAUCCCGUGAUCCAACGUCUCGCGCGACUAAGAGAAACAAUUGUAAUCGCGGAAGCGUCAUCCGCCGAGUUGUCGAACAAGCAUUUGAUCGUUUUGAUUGUUCGAUCAUAUUAAUUAGUCACAUUGUUGGUUAAUUAAUUUUUUAGCGAUUGUCAAGGAGUAAAAUUUAUAUAGGGUGUGCUAUAACUCACAGAAGAGUCGCGGUACACAGAGUGUUGCAAUAACAUACAACUCAUUAUAACGGGUUGCCUAUCCGUGAGGUGCGCGCGUCCAGACGAUAACGCAAAGAUUAAUAACGCUAGUCUCUCACCUAUCUUUCGAACGAAGUUGCAAUAUUUCUAGUUAUCAAGAUUUCAACGAGUCCGUCAGACUCAGCUCCGAAUACAUCGUAUUUUUUUAUGUUAAAGAAAAUGUUUAAAAUAUCUACUAUUAAAGAUAUAUUAAUAAUAAAAAAAUAUUAUAAUAUAUUAUAGAUUUGAUAAACAUAGAUUUAUAUUAU
Odontomachus brunneus is the source of this 3971-nucleotide messenger RNA. RefSeq lists its product as uncharacterized. Bases 1 to 669 code for a protein of 222 amino acids. The record is from RefSeq and is a predicted model, not a curated record. The transcript has 4 exons. NCBI's taxonomy places the organism in Eukaryota, Metazoa, Arthropoda, Insecta, Hymenoptera, Formicidae.